Messenger RNA from Aspergillus ochraceoroseus IBT 24754, 1240 nucleotides. RefSeq names its product acyl-CoA dehydrogenase family protein. Gene Ontology annotation, molecular function: oxidoreductase activity, acting on the CH-CH group of donors; flavin adenine dinucleotide binding. Lineage: Eukaryota; Fungi; Ascomycota; Eurotiomycetes; Eurotiales; Aspergillaceae. The transcript has 3 exons. The record is from RefSeq and is a predicted model, not a curated record. The annotation marks the transcript as partial.
ACAUGUUUCUGCCCAAGAAUCACUUCGCGCAGGGGGCGGGGUUCAGUAAUCUGGAGUAUGGGUUGAUGGCGGAGUACCUGGGGAAGAGCAAGUUGGCUGCCGAGGCUACAAACAAUGCCGCCCCGGAUACCGGGAACAUGGAGGUGCUGGCCAAGUACGGCAACGACGCCCAGAAGCAGCAAUGGUUGACUCCGCUGCUGGAAGGCAAGAUCCGCUCGGCCUUUCUGAUGACGGAGCCCGAGAUAGCGUCGAGCGAUGCGACCAACAUCCAGCUGGAUAUCCGCCGGGAGGGGGACGAAUAUGUUCUGAACGGCUCGAAAUGGUGGUCCUCUGGCGCCGGCGACCCGCGAUGCAAAAUCUACCUGGUGAUGGGCAAAACCGACGCCCAAAACCCGAACCCCUACCGGCAGCAAUCCGUGGUGCUGGUGCCGGCGGGGCUCCCGGGCAUCACCAUCCACCGCAUGCUGCACGUAUACGGGUACGAUGACGCGCCGCACGGGCACGGGCACAUCAGCUUCACGAACGUGCGCGUGCCCCACGGCAACAUGGUGCUGGGCGCCGGGCGCGGGUUCGAAAUCAUCCAGGGCCGCCUGGGGCCCGGGCGGAUCCACCACGCGAUGCGCACCAUCGGCGCCGCCGAGCAGGCCAUCGAGUGGAUGAUCGCGCGCAUCAACGACGAGCGCAAGACGCCCUUCGGCCAGCCGCUGGCCGCCCACGGCGUGAUCGUGGAAUGGCUGGCCAAGUCGCGCAUCGAGGUCGACGCCGCGCGUCUGAUCGUGCUCAACGCCGCCAUCAAGAUCGACCGCGGCGAUGCCAAAGCCGCCCUCACCGAGAUCGCCCAGGCCAAGGUGCUGGUGCCCCAGACGGCCCUGACGAUCAUCGAUCGCGCCGUGCAGUCUUACGGCGCGGCUGGGGUGUGUCAGGAUACGCCGCUGGCUUAUCUGUGGGCGCUGGUACGGACCCUGCGCAUCGCCGAUGGGCCGGACGAGGUGCAUCUGCAGCAGCUGGGCAAGAGGGAGAAUCGCCGGCGCCGCGAGGCCGUCGGGCAGAAGUUGGCCUGGCAGAGACAGGAGAGUGAUCGGAUUUUAUCUGUGCAUGGAUUUGCAAAGGCUCAUUUGUAGUUUUUAAAUUCAUAUCAUGAACUACUACUCAUGUUGAACAGAAUCAAUUUCUAUAUCAUCCAUAUAGUGAUAUUUUUCAUUAAUCAUGCUGGUUUUUUAUAUACCGAACCCAACGCCUC